UUUUAAAGUGGGCAAACCGCGCAAAGAAGAGAAAACGUCCUCGGGGCAAUGACAGGAUGCCUCCGUCUCGUACAGGACGUGCAUACGAAGGAUCGCCGUCCAGGAUCGCCACCAGGAUCGGCCCUACCGUCGCUCUGCUGCUGAUUCUCUUUGAGCAUCGCCGCGCAACCUGCCUAAUGAGCAAUUCCGUGGAUGAUUGGAUGAAUAGCAACAAUGUCGUCUGUAACGGCAUUCCAGGAUUAACGAAGGACCAGCGCGAGCUUUGCUAUAGAAAUUCCGAUGUUACCGUAGCCGCGAUCAAGGGGCUGCAAUUGGCCGUGUCCGAGUGUCAACAUCAGUUCAUGUGGCACAGGUGGAACUGUUCGUCCCUCACGUCCAACAGCAGAACUCAACAGAGCAGCGUCCUUCUUCAACGAGGCUACAGAGAGACGGCGUUUGCCUACGCGAUUUCGGCAGCUGGCGUGGCUCACAACGUGGCUCGUGCCUGCAGCAUGGGCCGCCUGCUCUCCUGCAGCUGCGAUCCUUUGAGCUAUAGAGAUAAUACGCCAACAACUACCGGAGACGUCUCGUGGAAGUGGGGUGGUUGUUCACACAACCUCGAAUACGGCAUGGAAUUCUCGAGGCAGUUCCUAGACACGCGGGAGAAAGCCGGCGACAUACAGUCUACGGUGAAUCUACACAAUAAUCAAGCCGGUCGUCUGGCGUUGGCGAACAACAUGCAGAGACGCUGCAAGUGCCACGGCAUGUCCGGGUCAUGUGAACUGAAAACCUGCUGGAAAAUCGUCCCAGACUUCCGGAUAAUCGGCAAGGCCCUGAAGGACCGUUUCAGGAACGCUGUAUUAGUGACGCAGAGCAAUCUGGGCGGCGUGAUACCAUCGAACAGGAUUCGAGGAUCUCGUCGGCGGCAGAAGCAGAAGAAGCAUCGCGGGGGCGGCCGCAAGAGGAAACUCCGGGAUCUCCCCAAGCAGCUCUACUAUUACCAGAAGUCGCCGAACUUCUGCGAGCGGGAUCCGACGAUCGACGUCGCCGGCACCGCUGGUCGCAGAUGCAACAAGACCAGCACCGGCGGGGACGGGUGCGCCAGUCUGUGCUGCGGCAGGGGCUAUAACGUGGUGCGGCAGCGGCGAACGGAGCGGUGCAGAUGCAAGUUUCACUGGUGCUGCUACGUGCAGUGUCAGAAUUGCACGGUGGAGGAGUGGAUCACGGUUUGCAAAUAA
Messenger RNA from Wasmannia auropunctata (little fire ant), 1217 nucleotides. It is a transcript of the gene Wnt10, whose product is annotated as protein Wnt-10a. Bases 57 to 1217 code for a protein of 386 amino acids. The record is from RefSeq and is a predicted model, not a curated record. Lineage: Eukaryota; Metazoa; Arthropoda; Insecta; Hymenoptera; Formicidae. Gene Ontology annotation, molecular function: frizzled binding; cytokine activity. Gene Ontology annotation, cellular component: extracellular region. The transcript has 4 exons. Gene Ontology annotation, biological process: canonical Wnt signaling pathway; multicellular organism development; cell fate commitment.